This is a messenger RNA of Penaeus monodon (black tiger shrimp), 2851 nucleotides long. RefSeq names its product tubulin beta chain-like. Lineage: Eukaryota; Metazoa; Arthropoda; Malacostraca; Decapoda; Penaeidae. Bases 170 to 1519 code for a protein of 449 amino acids. The record is from RefSeq and is a predicted model, not a curated record. Gene Ontology annotation, cellular component: microtubule; cytoplasm. Gene Ontology annotation, molecular function: GTP binding; structural constituent of cytoskeleton; GTPase activity. Gene Ontology annotation, biological process: microtubule cytoskeleton organization; mitotic cell cycle. The transcript is spliced from 9 exons.
GCUCGGGUCCCGGUCGGCGGCCAGUACACUUCCCUCGCUCCUUCGCGCCGCUCGUGCCGCCGAAACCGCUCGACCCGCUGCCGACCAGACUGCACCGCGGCUUCCACUCCUCGUCCACUUCUCGUCCACUUCUCGUCCACUCGCCUCUCUCCACUCGCCGCUUGCAAAGAUGAGGGAGAUCGUCCACCUCCAGGCAGGCCAAUGCGGCAAUCAGAUCGGAUCCAAGUUCUGGGAGGUGAUCAGCGACGAGCAUGGCAUCGACCCCGUAGGCCAGUACAGCGGAGACACCGACAUGCAGCUGGAGAGGAUCAACGUUUACUACAAUGAGGCCUCUGGCGGGAGGUACGUGCCGCGCGCCGUGUUAGUCGACCUCGAACCGGGCACGAUGGAGGCCGUGCGCUCGGGCCCCGUCGGCAAGAUCUUCCGCCCCGACAACUUCGUCUUCGGUCAGAGCGGCGCUGGCAACAACUGGGCCAAGGGUCACUACACGGAGGGCGCCGAGCUGGUGGACUCCGUGAUGGACGUCAUGCGGAAGGAAGCCGAGAACUGCGACUGCCUGCAGGGGUUCCAGCUCACGCACUCCCUCGGGGGGGGCACGGGCUCGGGCAUGGGCACGCUCCUCAUCUCCAAGAUCAGGGAGGAAUACCCCGACAGGAUCAUGAACACGUUCUCCGUCAUACCGAGUCCUAAGGUCUCAGACACGGUAGUGGAGCCAUACAACGCCACGCUCUCAGUCCACCAGCUGGUCGAAAACACAGACGAGACCUUCUGCAUAGAUAACGAAGCUUUGUACGACAUCUGCUUCAGAACUUUGAAACUCACCUCCCCUUCCUAUGGUGACCUGAAUCACCUUGUGUCCGUAACAAUGUCCGGGGUGACCACAUGCCUCAGGUUCCCAGGCCAGCUCAACGCAGAUCUCAGGAAGUUAGCAGUUAACAUGGUACCUUUUCCACGUCUUCACUUCUUCAUGCCAGGUUUCGCACCUCUCACCUCCAGAGGAUCUCAGAGUUACCGCGCCCUCACCGUCCCCGAGCUCACCCAGCAGAUGUUCGACAGCAAAAACAUGAUGACAGCCUGCGACCCUCGACACGGCCGCUACCUCACCGUGGCCGCCAUCUUCAGAGGCCGGAUGUCCAUGAAGGAGGUGGAUGAACAGAUGCUCUCCGUUCAGAAUAAGAAUUCCAGUUACUUCGUGGAAUGGAUUCCCAAUAACGUGAAAGUGGCAGUGUGUGACAUUCCACCGCGAGGACUCAAGAUGUCUGCCACUUUUAUCGGAAAUUCAACUGCCAUUCAGGAGAUCUUCAAGCGCAUUUCCGAGCAGUUCACAGCCAUGUUCCGGCGAAAAGCUUUCCUCCACUGGUACACAGGCGAAGGUAUGGACGAGAUGGAGUUCACGGAGGCCGAGUCUAACAUGAACGACCUGGUAUCCGAGUACCAGCAGUACCAGGAAGCCACGGCAGAGGAUGAGGAUUUUUUGGACGAAGAGGAGGCUGAGGAAGAGCUCGUUGAGGAGCAGUAGAUACGAGGUUGAGUGUGAGGGGGAGAGGGGGUAGGGGGAAAUGAGGAGAGAGAGAGAGAGGGGGGAGGAAAAGAGGAGAGAGAGAGGAGGAAAAGAGGAGAGAGAGAGGAGGAAAAGAGGAGAGAGAGAGGAGGAAAAGAGGAGAGAGAGAGGAGGAAAAGAGGAGAGAGAGAGAGAAGGAAAGGAGGAGAGUGGGAGAGAUUGUAGGUGAGAAUGUGAGAGAGAGAAAGAAAGAGGGAGGGAUGUGAAGACGAGGAGGAAAAAAACGAGAAAGAUAAAAAGAGAAAUAGCGAGAUCCUCGUUUCAGUUGAGAGAGAAAUAAAGAAAAGAAAAAAAAGGAGAGAAAGAGAGACAGAGAAAGAGAGAGAGAGAGAGUGUGUGUGUGUGUCAAGGAAUCUAGGUUGAUCGUCUGCUUCUUGCAAUAAAUCAACCGGAUUUAAUGUAUGAGUCGAAAGCAAUAUAUGUAUUUGAAAGAUCCUGAUUUGGAGAGAAUUUUGAGAGAGAGAGAGAGAGAAGAAAAGGAUUUCCAAGAACUUAGAUAAUAAUUUUAUUUUGAUUAAGAGUCAUGAAAAACAAAAUGAUUGUAAAACGUGGGAACGGAUGAAUACAAAAUCGUUGUCAUAUAAAGACGUUAAUGAUGGGAAAUAAAGAGUCUGGAAUUCAAAGAAAAUAAUUGUAAUAAAAGAAAAUACUUAUUCUAGUCAUUACUAAUAUGCACAGGACAUAUUUUGUAAUGAGAACCGAAAGGCCUCUAUCACACAUUCAUCACUCAAAGUUUUUAUUACGAAUUCAUAACUUAUACCAUUGUUGUAACAGAAAAUCCAGUGAGUUGAUAUGAUCUGAUUAAAAAAAAAAUAGGUAAGAAAUAAAUAAAAUGAAUUUUAAGAAGCAAAUAAAAAUCAAGAUCAUUAAAUCAAUUCUAUAAAGUUCUUUAUGAUUUCGCUGUAUCAUUUACAUGCUGCUCUUUAUACCGUACAUUACACGUGCCUUAUACAAGAGUCCAUAAAAUGAUCAAACUUAGCCAAGUUCCUAAGCAAAAAAAAACAAAAAAAAAAAUUAUAUAUUUUCUGCAUUAGUUCCCGAAUAAUUGUUUGACGGUAGCAUUCAUAAGUCAUCGUGUUAUAAAACAGAGUGCAUUUGUCGUACGCACUCUUCGAUCAAAGAAAACCAUGUAUUUCCAAUGGCCUUUGUCACUGCUGAAUGUAUGACUGCUGAGUCACGUGUUGUAUGCCCUGGUGCUCCGAGUCAAAAGAUUGAUUUUGUUUUUUUGUUUUUUUGUUUUUUUCUCAACUAGAAUUAUUUUGUUAAUUUGGAAUAAAAACACUUGAAGUU